Molecule: messenger RNA, 468 nt
Organism: Microthlaspi erraticum
Lineage: Eukaryota; Viridiplantae; Streptophyta; Magnoliopsida; Brassicales; Brassicaceae
Source: the annotation of a GenBank genome assembly
AUGAAUACCAACAACUCAGGAGCUACAACUUCGAUCAAAGGUAAGAUACCAAUGGAUGAGAACGAAGAAGAAGACAUAUGGCGAAAGUAUCAAGCCCGAGAAGAAGAGAUCGAGAGGAGGAAGAUGGCUGUUAAGGAGAAAGUUCAACAGCGACUUGGGUAUGCAGAGGAAGCCACAAGAAGCUUGACACAGAAAAUGGAAGAGCUAGAAAUCAUGGGAGAUCCAAUGAGGAAGGAAGUAGGGAUGCUAAGAAAGAAAAUCGACAUGGCAAAUCGAGAUGUCAAAUCUUUGUCUCAGAGCUGCCAAAAGAAGGAGAAGGAAUACAAAGAGAUACUAGAGGCUUUCGACGAAAAGAACAAAGAGAAAGCUCACCUUGUUUCAAUCUUAAUGGAGCUACUGGCUGAAAGUGAAAGAGUAAGGGUGAAGAAGCUGGAAGAAAUCAACAAGACUGUUGGGUCCUUGAGAUAA